Molecule: messenger RNA, 975 nt
Organism: Gadus macrocephalus (Pacific cod)
Lineage: Eukaryota; Metazoa; Chordata; Actinopteri; Gadiformes; Gadidae
Exons: 2
Coding region: 1-792 (263 amino acids)
Molecular function (GO): nucleic acid binding
Source: RefSeq, a predicted model, not a curated record
AUGACUUUAGAUGAGGCCUCAGAGGAAGACCUUAUCCGGGACUUCUUCAGAAAGGGCCACUCCUACAACGUUAUCUGCGAUUUUUUGGAGGCAAAACACGGGAUGGUAAUGAGCCUGAAAACUCUCAAAAGAAGGCUGAAACAGCUCAACCUUAGUCGUAGGGCAAGUUAUGCUCCGAUGGAGACUGUGAACUCUGCCAUCAGGACUGAACUGAAUGGCUCAGGACAGCUGUUGGGCUACAGGGCUAUGUGGCAGACCCUGCAACAGACGCAUUUGUUGACCGUCAGACGAGAUAAUGUUAUGGAAGCACUCAGAUUCCUUAAUCCAGAAAGAGUAUCUCUCCGUCAUAGGCGCCGAUUUUUCAGGCGAUCCUAUUGCGCUGCAGGACCCAAUCAGGUGUGGCACGUGGAUGGAUACGACAAACUUAAGCCCUUUAGGAUUGCCAUCAGUGGCUGCAUCGAUGGGUAUUCCAGGCGGCUUAUGUGGCUCAGUAGUGGCAGCACCAACAACAACCCUGCAGUAAUAGCACGAUAUUACCUGCAGUGUGUUUCUAACUGUGGCGUAGUUCCAGCACGUCUUCGGACAGACUGUGGGACAGAAAACGGAGACAUGGCUGCCAUCCAAUGUUCAUUAAGAGAGGACCACAUGGAUGAAUUUGCGGGACCUCUCAGCCACAUGUAUGGCACUUCAACUGCCAAUCAAAGGAUUGAAAGCUGGUGGUCCAUUUUCAGGAAACAGAGGACACAGUUCUGGAUGGAUCUAUUUAGUGACCUGAGAGACAGACACCCAUGAACACAAGUGCCUUGUACGGUAUGUCUUCCUGGGCAUUUUUUCAGAAAGAGCUUGAUGAGCACCGAGAGCUUUGGAACAACCACACCAUCAGGCCUGUCCGUCAGUCUCUCUGUCCAUCUGGAAAACCGGAGACCAUGUACCACCUGCCUCACAGGUUUGUAUAUAGCACCUGUACUGUCAUUU